Molecule: messenger RNA, 2670 nt
Organism: Pipistrellus nathusii (Nathusius's pipistrelle)
Lineage: Eukaryota; Metazoa; Chordata; Mammalia; Chiroptera; Vespertilionidae
Source: the annotation of a GenBank genome assembly
AUGGCGUCUGCUCGGUGGCCCUGCCUCCUUGUGGCCCUGCUCUCCAGCUCCGUGGCCUUUGGCUUCCCAAGAAGCCCCUCCCGGCCACUUGAAAAACGCAGCGUUGUGGAAGAGAAGUCUGGCGACAUUGAAGUCUACAGUACCAAGGUCAGCUGCAAGGUGACCUCCCGCUUUGCUCACAAUGUUGUCACCACGAGGGCCAUCAACCGGGCAGAUGCCGCCAAGGAGGUUUUCUUUGACGUGGAGCUGCCCAAGACGGCUUUCAUCACCAACUUCACGCUGACCAUCGACGGUGUUACCUACCCUGGUAAUGUCAAGGAGAAGGAAGUCGCAAAGAAGCAGUAUGAAAAGGCUGUGUCCCAGGGCAAGACAGCUGGUUUGGUCAAGGCCUCUGGGCGGAAGUUGGAGAAAUUCACGGUGUCAGUCAAUGUGGCUGCGGGCAGCAAUGUCACGUUUGAGCUAACCUACGAAGAGCUGCUGAAGAGGAACAAGGGCAAGUACGAGAUGUAUCUUAAGGUCAAGCCCAAACAACUGGUCAAGGACUUUGAGAUCCUGGUAGACAUCUUUGAGCCCCAGGGCAUUAGCCUGCUGGAUGCUGAGGCCUCAUUCAUCACUAAUGACCUCCUGGAAAGCGCCCUCACCAAGUCCUUCUCAGGGAAAAAGGGCCAUGUGUCCUUCAAGCCCAGCUUGGACCAACAGCGCUCAUGUCCAACCUGUGGAGAAACCCUCCUCAACGGAGACUUCAUCAUAACCUACGAUGUGAACAGAGAGUCUCCGGCCAACGUGCAGAUAGUCAAUGGCUACUUUGUGCACUUCUUUGCACCUCAAGGCCUUCCUGUGGUGCCUAAGAAUCUGGUCUUCGUGAUUGAUGUCAGCGGCUCCAUGGAAGGCCGGAAAAUAAAGCAGACCAAGGAUGCCCUCCUCAAAAUCCUGGAGGAUAUAAAAGAGGAGGACUACCUGAACUUCAUCCUGUUUGCUUCUGCUGUGACCACUUGGAAAGACACUUUAGUUCAAGCCUCUCCUGAGAACAUCCAGGAGGCCAGGGAGUUUGUGAAGAACAUUGGAGCUAACGGAGGGACCAACAUCAAUGACGGGCUGAUGACAGGCAUCAGCAUGCUGAACAAGGCCCGGGAGGAGCACACAGUGCCGGAGAGGAGCACUUCCACUGUCAUCAUGCUGACUGACGGGGAACCCAAUGUUGGUGAGAGCAGACCCGAUAAAAUACAGGAGAACGUGCUGAGUGCCAUUCAAGGCAAGUUCCCCUUAUACACCCUGGGCUUUGGCAGAGAUGUGAAUUAUAACUUCCUGGAAAGCUUGGCCCUGGAGAAUGAUGGUUUUGCCCGGCGCAUUUAUGAGGAUUCUGAUGCCACCUUGCAGCUUCAGGACUUCUAUGAGGAGGUGGCCAACCCGCUGCUGACAGGAGUGGAGGUGGAGUACCCUGAGAACGCUAUCCUGGACCUGACCCGCAACACUUACCAGCACUUCUACGAUGGCUCUGAGAUCGUGGUGGCUGGGCGCCUGAUGGACAAGGACAUGAACAACUUUAAGGCAGAUGUGAAGGGCCACGGGGCGCUCACUGACCUGACCUUCACAGAGGAGGUGGACUUGAAGGAGAUGGAGAAGGCCCUGCAGGAGCAGGACUACAUUUUCGGGAGCUACAUUGAGCGGCUCUGGGCCUACCUCACCAUUGAGCAGCUGUUGGACAAACGCAAGAAAGCCCAUGGAAGUGAGAAGGAGAACCUCACAGCCCAGGCCCUGGAACUGUCCCUCAAAUACCACUUUGUGACCCCACUGACCUCCAUGGUGGUGACCAAGCCUGAGGACAGUGACAACCAGAUGGCUAUUGCUGACAAGCCCGGGGAAGGGCCUCAGGAAUCAGUGUCCCCCGCCACGGCUUACAUGACCAGCUACCAACCUCCUUCUAAUCCCUACUAUUAUGUGGAUGGAGACCCCCACUUCAUCAUCCAAGUCCGAGGGAAUAAGGAUGCCAUCUGCUUCAACAUUGAUGAAGAACCAGGCACAGUGCUGCGCCUCAUUCAAGACCCCAUUACAGGCUUAACAGUAAAUGGGCAGAUCAUUGGUGACAAGGGAAACGGCUCAAACUCUAAGAACAGAAAGACUUACCUUGGCAAAGUGGGCAUUGUCAACUCUCAGAUUGACUUCCGGAUUGAGGUGACCACAGAGAAGAUUACUCUGCAGAAUGGGGCUGCACAGAGUACUUUCAGCUGGCUGGAUACAGUCACGGUCACCUCAGAAAGGUUCUCCUUGAAGAUCAACAAGGAGGCUCUGGUGGUCUCCUUUGGAAAAGGGAUCACUUUUAAGGUGGUUCUGCACCAGGUGUGGAAGAAACAGGCCGUCCACCUGAACUAUCUGGGCUUCUACGUGCUGGACAGUGACAAGAUGUCAACAAAGUCACAUGGGCUGCUGGGACAAUUCUUCCGCCCCCUUGCUUUUAAAGUGUCUGACUUCAACCCAGGCAAUGACCACUCAAAGAUACAUGCCACCAUGCUGGUGAAGAAACAUCGGCUGGCAGUCACCAGGGGCUACCAGAAAGACUACAGGAAGGAUGUCCAUAAUGGCACACAUGUGGGCUGCUGGUUCGUCCACAACAACGGCCAAGGGGUGAUUGACGGGGUCCACAGUGACUACAUUGUCCCUGACCUAUUCUGA